AUGUUCAAGAGCGGCAUUUCCUCCUUCGCCCGGGCGGCUCGCCCUUCCUUUGCGGCGAACGCUUCCCGUCGCGCUAUCAGACCUUCCACCUUCAGAUUCCCUGCCUCCAGCAGAUUUGCCAGCACUGCCGGUGUUGGUGAUGGAAAGAUCUACCAGGUUAUUGGUGCCGUUGUCGACGUCAAGUUCGACACCGCCAAGCUCCCUCCCAUUCUCAACGCCCUCGAGACGACAAACAACGACCAGAAGCUGGUUCUUGAGGUCGCGCAACACUUGGGUGAGAAUGUCGUCCGCUGCAUUGCCAUGGACGGUACCGAAGGUCUCGUCCGUGGCCGUCCUGCCACCGACACUGGUGCCCCCAUCACCAUUCCCGUCGGUCCCGCGACUCUUGGCCGUAUCAUUAACGUCACUGGUGACCCCAUUGACGAGCGUGGCCCCAUCAAGACCGAGAAGCGCCUCCCCAUUCACACCGAGCCCCCUCUGUUCAUCGACCAGUCCACCACCGCCGAGGUUCUCGUCACUGGUAUCAAGGUCGUCGAUCUCCUCGCUCCCUACGCUCGUGGUGGAAAGAUUGGUCUUUUCGGUGGUGCCGGUGUCGGCAAGACCGUCUUCAUUCAGGAGUUGAUCAACAACAUCGCCAAGGCCCACGGUGGUUACUCCGUCUUCACUGGUGUCGGUGAGCGUACCCGUGAGGGUAACGAUCUGUAUCACGAGAUGCAGGAGACUUCCGUCAUUCAGCUUGACGGCGAGUCCAAGGUCGCCCUGGUGUUCGGUCAGAUGAACGAGCCCCCAGGUGCCCGUGCCCGUGUUGCCCUGACUGGUCUUACCAUUGCCGAGUACUUCCGUGACGAGGAGGGACAGGAUGUGUUGCUCUUCAUUGACAACAUUUUCCGUUUCACCCAGGCCGGUUCCGAGGUGUCCGCCCUUCUGGGUCGUAUCCCCUCUGCCGUCGGUUACCAGCCCACCCUCGCCAUCGACAUGGGUGGUAUGCAGGAGCGUAUUACCACCACCAAGAAGGGUUCCAUUACUUCAGUCCAGGCCGUCUACGUCCCUGCUGACGAUUUGACUGAUCCCGCCCCCGCCACCACCUUCGCUCACUUGGACGCCACCACCGUCUUGUCCCGUGGUAUCUCCGAGUUGGGUAUCUACCCCGCUGUCGACCCUCUUGACUCCAAGUCUCGUAUGCUGGACCCCCGUAUUGUCGGCCAGGACCACUACGACACCGCCACCCGCGUCCAGCAGAUUCUCCAGGAGUACAAGUCCCUCCAGGAUAUCAUUGCCAUUCUGGGUAUGGACGAACUUUCCGAGGCUGACAAGCUCACCGUCGAGCGUGCCCGUAAGAUCCAGCGUUUCCUGUCCCAGCCCUUCACCGUUGCCCAGGUUUUCACUGGUAUCGAGGGUAAGCUGGUCGACCUGAAGGAGACCAUUGCCUCCUUCAAGGCCAUUCUUUCUGGUGAGGGUGACAACCUUCCCGAAGGUGCCUUCUACAUGGUCGGUGACUUCGCCUCGGCCAAGGAGAAGGGUGAGAAGAUUCUGGCGGAGUUGGAGAAGAACUAA
Colletotrichum orchidophilum is the source of this 1554-nucleotide messenger RNA. RefSeq names its product ATP synthase F1. The record is from RefSeq and is a predicted model, not a curated record. Gene Ontology annotation, biological process: proton motive force-driven mitochondrial ATP synthesis; proton transmembrane transport. The transcript has 7 exons. The coding region runs from base 1 to 1554 and encodes 517 amino acids. Lineage: Eukaryota; Fungi; Ascomycota; Sordariomycetes; Glomerellales; Glomerellaceae. Gene Ontology annotation, molecular function: ATP hydrolysis activity; ATP binding; proton-transporting ATP synthase activity, rotational mechanism.